This is a messenger RNA of Carassius carassius (crucian carp), 312 nucleotides long. Its product is annotated as histone H4. Gene Ontology annotation, molecular function: protein heterodimerization activity; DNA binding; structural constituent of chromatin. Gene Ontology annotation, cellular component: nucleosome. Lineage: Eukaryota; Metazoa; Chordata; Actinopteri; Cypriniformes; Cyprinidae. The transcript has a single exon. The coding region runs from base 1 to 312 and encodes 103 amino acids. The record is from RefSeq and is a predicted model, not a curated record. Gene Ontology annotation, biological process: nucleosome assembly.
AUGUCUGGUCGAGGAAAAGGCGGUAAGGGGCUUGGGAAAGGUGGUGCAAAACGUCACCGCAAAGUUUUGAGAGAUAACAUUCAAGGAAUCACAAAGCCAGCUAUUCGCCGUUUAGCGCGUCGUGGUGGUGUGAAACGUAUUUCUGGUCUGAUCUAUGAAGAGACGCGAGGUGUAUUAAAAGUGUUUCUUGAAAAUGUCAUUCGCGACGCUGUGACCUACACCGAGCACGCCAAGCGCAAGACUGUGACUGCUAUGGACGUAGUGUACGCUCUGAAGCGCCAAGGCCGUACGCUGUAUGGGUUUGGCGGUUAA